Ostrinia furnacalis (Asian corn borer) is the source of this 457-nucleotide messenger RNA. RefSeq lists its product as uncharacterized. The transcript has 2 exons. Lineage: Eukaryota; Metazoa; Arthropoda; Insecta; Lepidoptera; Crambidae. The record is from RefSeq and is a predicted model, not a curated record. The coding region runs from base 35 to 457 and encodes 140 amino acids.
GUUUUUAGUAAAGUUUAAUUGAACAUCUGUAAUAAUGCAAGAGGACGGAAAAAUAGCAGAUAUGGUUCCAUUGGACUACCAGAUUAUAAAUCACGGUUCGCCAUUGAUCGACCUGUUAUAUUUUUGUUUCGGUGCAACCGACAGGGAAUUUCGGAAAAAGUAUUUAGAACAUUUGAAAGAUUUGUACUUCAGUACUAUGGAGCAAUUUUUGAAAUAUUUUGAAAUGGAUAUUCAAAAAUAUUAUCCAAGGGAAGAAUUUGAAGACCUCUUUAAGAAAAGACUAGAUUUCGGCCUGUUUACCUGCGUCUGGUAUUUGCAGUUCAAUCUAGCUGAAGACGAUGAGAUAGUGAUGUAUCAAAGAUGCAAUUUUCCGAAGUCAGUUUUGGAAAUAAGAAUAAAAGAGUUCAAGUCAGACUACAAGAAGUGGUUGAAGAAUUUAUUGAAUGGGUACAUAUAA